CCGGACAGCCCUCAAAUGCCUACUCUAUUCACUCUCGUUCCUAACACGGACAGCAGCCAGAAAUACCAGGAAUCAUGGAGAAGCUACAGAAGACUCAAGAUUAUGACCCUUUUUGUUACACCGCGUCAAAGCUGAGCGCGGCGGAAACCCAGUUCCGUCUGCUGGAGCUUCUCCCGUCCACCGCCGAGCAGAGUGAGCUCUCAUGCCGCAUUCUCGUGAGCCAACUUGGGCAAUCAUCAAGGAAAUACAAGGCACUUUCAUACGCGUGGGGCAAUGGCCGCAUGUCACAUUCUAUCACCGUGCUCCCUGCAGAGGGCAGUGAGGGCAAACGCACGACCUUAGCCAUCACGGAAUCUCUACACACCGCUUUGGUCCAUCUCCGUCACACCCGACAAUCGAUUUGGUUGUGGGUCGACCAGAUUUGCAUCCACCAAAAGGACCACGUCGAGAAGGGGAACCAGGUCGAACUAAUGGGACGCAUCUACGCCGGGGCUGAGCAGGUACUGGUAUGGCUUGGUCCGGCAGCCGACGGUUCGGACGCCCUGAUGGAGGUCUUCCUGACCGUCGGCCGGGCCGCUCGAGCCUUCGGCUUGGAGAGCUAUUACGCUAAGAGGCAAGAGCCUCUGCUGUGGCGCAUGACGAAAGAUACGAAACCAACAGACCCGAAGACCAUCGAGUACCAAGCAUUGUUGAGGAUAGGGGCCGAAACGUUCGCUCCCCUGGUUAAGAAGGAUAUCCCCAGACACUGGUUUGCACGACCCUGGUUCACACGAGCGUGGACGAUCCAAGAGUUCUGUCUCUGCGCCGACACGGCCUUCGUGUGCGGGGCCAAGACUGUCCAGGCUGAGCUCGUCGAGAUGGCCAUCGGCAUCCUGCGGAUAUCCUUCCUGGGCCCAAGCAUAGGUAUUUACUCCAGCGCCGGCGUUUACUCCGAGCUUUGGGAUAUCAUUUUCGAAGAUCCAACGGCGAGCCUCUUCAGCUGCCGGCAGGGUCGCCUCCGGUUCGACCGCGGCGAGCCCGGCGCCACCGGCGACCAGCUGCACGUGCUGAUGCGCGAGCUCUACGUCGGGCACAACACCCAAGCCUGGCUGCACCGCGACCGCAUCUUCUCGGUGCUCAGCCUGGCCGUCGACGCGCCGCUGCUCGGCCUCACCCCGGACUACAGCGAGCAAGACAACCCGGCCGUCGACGCGCGCAUCCUCACCCUCGCCGCGCGCGCCAUGCUCACCAACCCGGCCACGGGCAACCUCACCAUCCUCAGCUACGCCCAGCCCCCCAAAACCCCGGUACUCGCCCCGCACCUCCCCUCCUGGGUGCCCGACUGGUGCGGCGACCUCCGCCCCUCCUUCUACAAACCCCACAUGAUCAAGCACCACUUCGCCGCGUGCGGACCCGCCCACCUCGCUGUGCACCCCCUCCCGCUACCAGCAGGAAUAGCCGCCGCCAAUCCGCGGGUGCUGGGCCUCGGCGGGUUCCGCGUCGACACCAUCUCGGCGGUGGCCGCGGACCAGGCGUGGACGGAUAUGUCGUGGGAUGCGGGGCGGUUUCGCGGGGUUUUGGAGCAAGUGGAUGGGCUGUUUGAGCGGGGGAUGGUUGAGCACGCGGGGGUGCCGGUGAUGUAUGGCGGGGAUGGGGACAGGCGGGCGGAGGCGAGGUGGCGGGUGCCGAUUGGGGGGUUGUUUUUGACAAGGGCGGAGGGUGUGCAGCGGGCGGUGGGGGGUGAGGUUGUGGCGUAUAGGCGGUUUGUGGAGGUGCUGCGGUUUAUUGGGGAGUGUGAGAAUGCUGGGGCGGACGAGCGGGUGAGGAGGUUUGAGGCGUGGGAUUGGGAGGGGAAGAAGGAGAGGGAAGAGUUGGGGGCGGAGUAUCGUGACAGUAUGGUGUGUAUGGUAGGGAAGCGCCCGUUCUUGACGUCGGAGGGGUACCUUGGGAUGGGCCCGGCGGGGGUGGAGGUGGGCGAUGUGGUAGUGGUGUUCUGUGGGGCGAGUAUCCCAUUCGUGUUGAGGCCGACCGCGUCUGAGUUGGAGUUGGAUGUGCGGAACGUGGAGUUAUUUGAACUUGUGGGAGAGGCGUAUUGCGACGGGGUGAUGGAUGGGGAGGUCGUAGAUCACCAGGAGCUAAGCGAGUUUUAUCUUCUUUGAUGCCGGUUGUUGGCAGAGUGUGGUUAGUUUCUUGGGUAUACGCUGUCCGAUGAGUGUUCCCAAUGAAUCUAUCUGAUAUAGGUGCUGUGGUAACCAGCUUGGGGUGUCCUGGGACAGACUAUGAGAACAGCCACAUGUAGCACGUCUGGUUUGGAUUAACGGGUUCACGAAGUUAAUCGACAGAUGACAACGUGGCCAAUGGCGCAUAAGGUACAUACAUCUACGCCUGUUCUAAUCCGACCUCUUGAGCAGCCCCUUUCGUACAUAAACAACCCCAACUGGGUCAUUCCGCAG
Molecule: messenger RNA, 2432 nt
Organism: Chaetomium fimeti
Lineage: Eukaryota; Fungi; Ascomycota; Sordariomycetes; Sordariales; Chaetomiaceae
Product: heterokaryon incompatibility protein-domain-containing protein
Exons: 1
Coding region: 75-2138 (687 amino acids)
Source: RefSeq, a predicted model, not a curated record